GAUAGUUACAGCUGAGUCCUCUAAUUUCUAUACACGCUCAUUGCUCUAGUGACUUCUUAACAUGGAGGACCUGUUUUUUGAUUUCGACCAAGAUGCUGCCACAGAUUUUCCCUUCUGGGGCCAAAUGGACCCCAACUACCAAUUCCAGACCCAGGUGGACACGCUGCUUUUUGACUAUGGCGCCAUGACCGGCCAGUUGUCGCCCUGGUCCUCUUUUGGGUGUCAAUCUGAGUUCCCCGAGGCGCAGCUGACCUUCGCGGAUUUGGAUUCGCAGUCGCCGCAGUUGGAGGCCGGUGCUGAAGUGGACAGCUCCUUGGUGGACGAGCCCCACGAGAUCAACAAGCGCAGACAACAGCAUCGUCGCUUGACGUCUCAUCACCCGUACAAGGUGCAGCGAUACGCCGCCAACAUCCGGGAGAGAAAGAGGAUGCUGAGCAUCAAUUCGGGAUUUGAGGAACUGCGCUGCCACGUGCCCACGUUUCCCUACGAGAAACGGCUCUCUAAAAUAGACACGUUAAGACUGGCCAUCGCUUACAUCGCACUGCUCAGAGAAAUCCUCAUGUCGGGCUGCGACCCCAAAUCAUACGUCGAUGAAUGUAUGAAAAAUGGAUAUAAGAAUCACACCAAUGCAAUCUGGAAUACAAGUGAUCUGACAGCUCGGCUCUCUUGGAUAAAAUGGGAUUAACUUCGCUCUGAAGCCGGAGGAGAGAUGCUGCGUUCUCGUCUUUCUCACGCUCCUCUUCAAUGGUAACAUGGCACAUGGCUCUUCAGCAUCUGCAGACUUCUCACCGUGUCUUGCUCUCCUGGCACUCAUGACACUUUUUAUAUUCUAAUUUGUUGUGGCUUGUAGAAUCACGCCGUCUUUUGCUCAUCCAGACGCGUGUUGUGUGUGGUGAAUGAAGCCUCAUCAGGACAAUGACAUGCACUUGUCCCUGUGUGCGCCAUGAGAGAAUGGCAAAAGCUCGGAUUUUUUCCAUGUGUUUCCCUCUUGAGAGCAAAUCGAAAGGGUAGAGAAUGGCAAAGUGCCUGGCCGGCGCACAUUCAUGUUUUAGUGAACCUUUA
Messenger RNA from Triplophysa dalaica, 1062 nucleotides. Its product is annotated as neurogenic differentiation factor 1. Bases 62 to 685 code for a protein of 207 amino acids. The transcript has 2 exons. NCBI's taxonomy places the organism in Eukaryota, Metazoa, Chordata, Actinopteri, Cypriniformes, Nemacheilidae. Gene Ontology annotation, biological process: regulation of transcription by RNA polymerase II; developmental process. Gene Ontology annotation, molecular function: DNA-binding transcription factor activity, RNA polymerase II-specific; protein dimerization activity; RNA polymerase II transcription regulatory region sequence-specific DNA binding. The record is from RefSeq and is a predicted model, not a curated record.